Messenger RNA from Symphalangus syndactylus (siamang), 7795 nucleotides. It is a transcript of the gene S1PR5, whose product is annotated as sphingosine-1-phosphate receptor 5. Gene Ontology annotation, cellular component: membrane. Lineage: Eukaryota; Metazoa; Chordata; Mammalia; Primates; Hylobatidae. Gene Ontology annotation, molecular function: sphingosine-1-phosphate receptor activity. The record is from RefSeq and is a predicted model, not a curated record. Gene Ontology annotation, biological process: G protein-coupled receptor signaling pathway.
GGACUCAGGGUAAGGUGGCCCCCACUGAAGACGCCUGCUAAGCAACCCACUGAAGACCCCUCCGAACCAUCGACGGGGCGUCCUUGGGGUGCAGCCCAGGAAGCUCAGUUCACAGCCUUGGGGCGCGCGGCCCAUGGAGUCGGGGCUGCUGCGGCCGGCGCCGGUGAGCGAGGUCAUCGUCCUGCAUUACAACUACACCGGCAAGCUCCGCGGUGCGCGCUACCAGCCGGGUGCGGGGCUGCGCGCCGACGCCGUGGUGUGCCUGGCGGUGUGCGCCUUCAUCGUGCUAGAGAAUCUGGCCGUGUUGUUAGUGCUCGGACGCCACCCGCGCUUCCACGCUCCCAUGUUCCUGCUCCUGGGCAGCCUCACGUUGUCGGAUCUGCUGGCAGGCGCCGCCUACGCGGCCAACAUCCUACUCUCGGGGCCGCUCACGCUGCGACUGUCGCCCGCGCUCUGGUUCGCACGGGAGGGAGGCGUCUUCGUGGCACUCACUGCGUCCGUGCUGAGCCUCCUGGCCAUCGCGCUGGAGCGCAGCCUCACCAUGGCGCGCAGGGGGCCUGCGCCCGUCUCCAGUCGGGGGCGCACGCUGGCGAUGGCAGCCGCGGCCUGGGGCGUGUCGCUGCUCCUCGGGCUCCUGCCAGCUCUGGGCUGGAAUUGCCUAGGUCGCCUGGACGCCUGCUCCACUGUCUUGCCGCUCUACGCCAAGGCCUACGUGCUAUUCUGCGUGCUCGCCUUCGUGGGCAUCCUGGCCGCGAUCUGUGCACUCUACGCGCGCAUCUACUGCCACGUACGCGCCAACGCGCGGCGCCUGCGGGCGCGGCCGGGGACUGCCGGGACCACCUUGACCCGGGCGCGUCGCAAGCCGCGCUCGCUGGCCUUGCUGCGCACGCUCAGCGUGGUGCUCCUGGCCUUUGUGGCAUGUUGGGGCCCCCUCUUCCUGCUGCUGUUGCUCGACGUGGCGUGCCCGGCGCGCACCUGUCCUGUACUCCUGCAGGCCGAUCCCUUCCUGGGACUGGCCAUGGCCAACUCACUUCUGAACCCCAUCAUCUACACGCUCACCAACAACGACCUGCGCCACGCGCUACUGCGCCUCGUCUGCUGCGGCCGCCACUCCUGCGGCAGAGACCCGGGUGGCUCCCAGCAGUCGGCGAGCGCUGCUGAGGCUUCCGGGGGCCUGCGCCGCUGCCUGCCCCCGGGCCUGGAUGGGAGCUUCAGCGGCUCGGAGCGCUCGUCGCCCCAGCGCGACAGGCUGGACACCAGCGGCUCCACAGGCAGCCCCGGUACACCCACAGCCGCCCGGACUCUGGUACCAGAAUCGGCUGCAGACUGACACCCUUGGCCCACGACUGUCCUCCCAAGUUUUACAGACUUGUUCUUUUUACAUAAAGGAAUUUGUAGGAAAUGCAGCCGAAGGUGCAGUCGGAAAAGAUACAGGGGAAAUGUAUUUAUGGAGCGACACCCCACAACGUGAACAAACAGACAAAAAAUCUGUGCCCUCGAGGAACUGACGUUCUGCUUGGGAACACAGAAAAGAACUCGGUGACGAAAUAAUGGAGAUGAUUCCAGUGCCACACGACAGAGAUGGCGAUGGUGGUCAGGGAAGGCCUCUUUGCAGAGGUAGUGACUUGUGAUGUGAGUUGAGACCUCUGUCCUGGGAAGACCAAAAGAAAAAGCAUUUCAGGAUGAGGGAAUGGCAUGCGCAAAGGCCCUGAGGCUGAAAUGUGCCCAUGUGUUCUAAGAAAUGCAGGGAUGCCGGUGUGCCUGGAGCAGGGAUGGUGGGGGAGAAUGGGAGGAGACAAGGAGCUGAAGGAGUAGUUCCCGAAGGACCUUGUGGGUGAUAUAGAGGACUUCGCUUUUGCUCUGAGUGAGGUGGGAGCCAUAGAAUGUUCUAAGCAGAGGAGGGACUUGCCCUAAUUCAGGUGACCACAGGUUUCUUGUGGCCUCCAUGGGAGAUUGAAAGCCAGAGAAGGUGAAGGGGGGCUGCACUGAGCCACAGGAACAAUGUUGGAGAUUCCAGUUAAGCCCAGACCCCAUGGAUUCUAGAUAGAUUUUGGAGGCAGCAGACAGAAUUUUUUUUUUUUUUUUUUUUUUUUUGAGACGGAGUCUCGCUCUGUCGCCCAGGCUGGAGUGCAGUGGCGCAAUCUCGGCUCACUGCAAGCUCCACCUCCCGGGUUCACGCCAUUCUCCUGCCUCAGCCUCUCCGAGUAGCUGGGACUACAGGUGCCCACCACUGCGCCCGGCUAAUUUUUUGUAUUUUUAGUAGAGACGGGGUUUCACCGUGGUCUCGAUCUCCUGACCUCGUGAUCCGCCCGCCUCGGCCUCCCAAAGUGCUGGGAUUACAAGCGUGAGCCACCGCGCCCGGCGGCAGCAGACAGAAUUACUGAGGAAUUGAGUGUAAGAGUAGAAUAAAGUUGUCAAGGACAAUGCCAAGGGUGGGGCACCCCCAAAUUUGACUCUGGGAGACUCAGCCAAAUCCUAUCUGGUAACAAAAUUUCUUUUUUAUUUUUCUUUUCUUUCUUUUUUUUUUUUUUUAGUUGGGAUCUUGUGCUCUGUCACCCAGGCUGGAGUGCAGUGGGCACAAUUAUAGCUCACUCUAGCCUGGAACUCCUAGGAUCAAGCCUGGAGUUCCUGCUUCAGCCUCCCUAGUAGCUGGGACUACAGGCAUGCACCACCAUGCCCAGUUAAUAAAAUUUCUUCAAAUGCAGUUUCAGUUCCUUCAUUAAAAGAAAUAUAAUAAUAGGCUGGGUGCUGUGACUCACGCCUCUAACCCCAGCACUUUGGGAGGCAGAGGUGGGCAGAUCACCUGAUGUCAGGAGUUUGAGACCAGUUUGGCCAACAUGGUGAAACCCCAUCUCUACUAAAAAUACAAAAAUUAGCCAAGUGUGAUGGCUCAUGCCUAUAGUUCCAACUACUUGGGAGGCUGCGGCAGGAGAAUCCCUUGAAACUGGGAAGUGGAGGUUGCAAAGAGCUGCACUCCAGCCUGGGCAACAAAGUGAGACUCGGUCUAAAAAGAAAAAAAAAGUAUAACAAAAUAAGGCCAGACACAGUGGCUCAUGCCUGUAACCUCCAUGCUUUGGGAGGCUGAGGCAGAAGGAUCGAUCGAUGGAGGCUGGGAGUUUGAGACCAGCCUGGGCAACAUAGUGAAACCACAUCUCUACAAAAAAGUUUAAAAAUUAGGCAGUUGUGGUUACGCAUGCCUAUAGUCACAGCUACUGGGGAGGCUGAAGAAGUAGGAUUUCCAGAACCCAGGAGCUCAGGGCUGCAGUGAGCUAUUUUUGCAUAACUGAACUCCAGCCUGUGUGACGAAAUCAUGUCUUUUAGGAAAACGUAAGAGGUUUUUUGGUUUCUCUCUUUUUUUUUUUGAGAUGGAGUCUCACUCUGUCACCCAGACUGGAGUGCAGUGGCGCGAUUUCAGCUCACUGCAAGCUCCACCUCCCAGGUUCAUGCCAUUUUCCUGCCUCAGCUUCCCAAGUAGCUGGGACUACAGGUGCCCGCCACCAAGCAUGGCUAAUUUUUUUGUAUUUUUAGUAGAGAUGGGGUUUCACAGUGUUAGCCAGGAUGGUCUUGAUCUCCUGACCUCAUGAUCCGCCCACCUCGGCCUCCCAAAGUGCUGGGAUUACAGGUGUGAGCCACUGCGCCUGGCCUUUUUUUUUUUUUUUUUUUUUGAGAUGAAGUCUCGCUCUGUCACCCAGGCUGGAGUGCAUUGCUGCAAUCUUGGCUCACUACCACCUCUGCCUCCUGGGUUCAAACGAUUCUCCUGCCUCAGCCUCCCGAGUAGCUGAGAUUACAGGCACCGCCACCACACCCGGCUAAUUUUUGUAUUUUUAGUAGAGAUGGGGUUUCACAUAUUGAUCAGGCUGGUCUUAAACUCCUGACCUCGUGAUCUGCCCGCCUCGGCCUCCCAAAGUGCUGGGAUUACAGGCGGAGCCACUGCGCCUGGCCAUUUUUUGGUUUCUUUUUGAGAUAGGAUCCUGCUCUGUCGCCCAGCCUGGAGUACACUGGCAUAAUCACAGUUCACUGCAGCCUCAACCUCCUGAGCUCAAAUGAUCCUCUUGCCUCAGCCUCCAACCCGAGUAGCUGGGGCUACUGGAGCACCACACCAAACAUGUUUUGAAUUUUUUUUUAGAGAUGAUUUCUCACCAUGUUACCUAGGCUGGUCUCAAACUCCCGGGCUCAAGCAACCCUCCUUGGCCUCCCAAAGUGCUGGGAUACAGGCCGGGCACGGUGACUCACACUUGUAAUCCCAGCACUUUGGGAGACCGAGGCAGGCUGAUCUCUAGAGGUCAGGAGCUCGAGACCAGGCUGGCCAACAUGGUGAAACUCCGCCUCUACUAAAAAUACAAAAAAUUAGCCGGGCAUGGUGCCGCGUGCCUGUAGUCCCAGGUACUCGGGAGGCUGAGGAGGGAGAAUCACUUGAACCCGGGAGGCUGGAGGUUGCAGUAAGUUGAGAUCGCGCCACUGCACUCCAGCCUGGGCAACAGAGCAAGACUCCGUCUCAGAAAACAAAAUAAUAACAACAACAAUAAAAACGAAGUACUGGGAUACAGGUGAGAGCCUCCACACCCGGCCUAAAAUAAGAGUUCAUUUUGCCUGGCUAGUUCUCUGCACAGUUCUGGGACACACCUAUUUUUCAGCCUUAUAGCAACUUUGCAAGGUAGGUUUCCUAAUCCCCAUUAGACAGAUGAGGAAAUUCCAGACAGUGAGUACCUUGUCUCAGUGUCUGAGCCAGGACAUUAGUCUAAGCUUCAGGCCCCAGGAGGCACUGGCUUGGUAUCUGACCCCUCCAGAUGGGUCUGGUAAGGCUAGGCCAACAGUCCCUCCCAUGGGGGUCUGCAUUCGUGGUUGGAACGAUGCCAGGGCGCCGUUUGUGCCUAUAAAAGGCUCCAGACGUGCUGGCCCCGGCCCCCAGCAUGUCCCCAGGCGCAUUCUUGACCCCUGAACGGCUGGAUGGGCCCCGGGGCCGGGUUGGGGGGCGUCUGGCUUCGGGUUCAGACUGCAGCGCUCCACCUUCCGGGAAACCUUGGAACUGCAGGCAACCGCAAAAAAAGCGGUGUUUUGGGGACAGGUGUCCCAGACUGGGGGGAACCCAAGUCCCUUCUGGCCACGCUCAGAGUGCCCCUGGAGACCACAUACAUGGGAAACCAACCAGUUGGAACACAGGCACACUCGCCUAUGAGUUUUCUACAAAAUUUAAAAAGCACCCAGUUCGGCCAGGCGCAGUGGACUCAUACCUGUAAUCCCAGCACUUUGGGAGGCCGAAGCCGGCGCAUCACCUGAGGUCAGGAGUUUGAGACCAGUCUGGCCAUCAUGGGGAAACCCUGUCUCUACUUAAAAUACAAAAUUAGCCGGGCAUGGUGGCGUGCACCCGUAAUCCCAGCCACUUGGGAGGCUGAGGCAGGAGAAUCACUUGAACCCAGGAGGCAGAGGUUGCAGUGAGCCAAGAUCAUGCCAUUGCUCUUCAGCCUGGGCAACAAGAGCGAAACUCCAUCUCAAGAAAAAAAAAAAAAAAAAGCACGCAGUUCCCCUUCCUUGUGGCGAUCACAGUGGGACUCCUGGGGACCUUCCAGAGCUAGUCUGUGGAUUCACCUUGCCAAAAUGAAAUGUAAAUACACCUCCUGUCUUUUUGCACAAAUUUGUCACUGUUCUGCAUGUUGCUUUGUUGACUUAAUAGUAUAUCUUGGCCAGGCAUGUUGGCUCAUGCCUGUAAUCCUAGCAUUUUGGGGAGCUGAGCCAGAAGGAUCAUUUGAGCCCAGUAGUUGGAGACGGGCCCACACAACAUAGGGAGACCCAGUCUCUAGAAAUGAUUCAAAGAUCACCCGGGUGGGCUGGGCAUGGUGGCUCAUGCCUGUAAUCCCAGCACUUUGGGAGGCCGAGGAGGGAGGAUUACUUGAGGCCAGGAGUUAGAGACCAGCCUAGCCAACAUGGUGAAACCCCGUCUCUACUAAAAAUGCAAAAAAUAGCCGGGCCUCGUGGCAGGUUCUUGUAAUCCCAGCUACUCAGGAGGCUGAGGCAUGAGAAUUGCUUGAACCCGGGAGGCAGAGGUUGCAGGUAGCCGAGAUUAUGCCACUGCACUCCAAUCUGAGUAACAGAGUGAGACACUAUCUAAAAAAAAAAAAAAAAACACCCGGGCAUAGUGGCAAAUGCCUAUGGUCCCAGACACUGGGGAGGCUGGAGUGGGAGGAUCGCCUGAGCCUGGGAGGUCGAGGCUGCAGUGAGCUAUGAUUGCACAAUUGCACUCCAGCCUGGGUGAUACAGCAAGAUCUGUCUAAAAAUUUUUUUAAAAAAAGGUAUCUUGCAAAAUAUUGCACACCCACACAUUUUCUUGUUUGUUUGUUUUUUGAGACAGGGUCUUGCUGUGUUGCCCAGGCUGGAGUGCAUUGGCACAAUUACAGCCCACUGCAGCCUCCACCUCUUAGGCUCAAGCAAUACUCUUCCUGCCUUAGCCUCCCGUGUAGUAGCUGGGACCACAUGUCCCCAUACCACACCUGGCUCACAACCACAGAGUUCAAAACCACAACACAGCUCACAACCACACACAGCUAAUCUUUUUUUUUUUGAGGCUGGUCUCAACCUCCUGAGCUCAAGUGAUCCACCUGCCUCAGCCUCCCAAGUGCUGGGAUUACAGACAUGAGCCACAGUGCCUGGCAAUACCCACACAUUUUGUAAUGUCUUGCUCUUAGUCAGCUUGGACUGCAUAACAAAUGCCAUAGAUAGGGUGGCUUAAGUCCCAAUAAUUACUUUUGCAUCGUUCUGGAGGGUAGGAAGUCCAAUAUCAGAAUGCCAGCCUGGGGCUGGACACUGUGGCUCACACCUAUAAUCCCAGCACUUUGGGAGGCCCAGGCAGGUGGAUCACCUGAGGUCAGGAGUUUGAGACCAGCCUGGCCAACAUGGUGAAACACCUGUCUCUACCAAAAAUACAAAAAAAAAUUAGCUAGGCGUGGUGGCAGGUGCCUGUAAUCCCAGCUACUGGGGAGGCUAAGGCAGGAGAACCGCUUGAACCCAGAAGGUGGAGGUUGCAGUGAGCUGAGAUCGUGACAUUGCACUUCAGCCUGGAUGACAGAACAAGACUCUGUCUCAAAAAAAAAAAAAAAAAAAAAGCCAGGUAUGGUGGCUCACCCCUAUAAUCUCAGCACUGAGGCCGAAGCGGGUGGAUCACGAGGUCAGGAGUCUGAGAUCAGCCUGGCCAACAUGGUGAAAUCCCGUUGCUACUAAAGAUACAAAAAAUUACCUGGGCGUGGCGGCAUGCGCAUGUAAUCCCAGCUACUAGGGAGGCUGGGGUAGAAGAAUCGCUUGAACCCAGGAGGCAGAAGUUGCAGUGAGCAGAGAUUGCAUCACUGCACUCCAGCCUGGGCGACAGGGCGAGACGUGGUCUCAAAAAAAGAGAAUGUCAGCAUGAUUGUGUUCUAGUGAGGACUCUGUUCUGAGCUUGCAGACAGUCGCUUUCUCACUGUGUUCCCACAUGUUGGGGAAAGAAACAGAGAGCAGGUUGGGCGAGGUAGCUCGCGACUAUAAUCCCAACACUUUGGGAGACUGAGGCAGGUGGAUCAACUGAGGCCAGGAGUUCGAGACCAGCCUGGCCAACAUGGUGAAACCCUGUCUCUACUAAAAAUACAAAAAUCAGCUGGGUGUGGUGGCACACAUCUGUGAUUCCAGCUACUCAGGAGGCUGAGGCAGCAGAAUUGCUUGAACCCGUAAGGUGGAGGUUGUAGUGAGCGGAGAUGGCACCACUGCACUCCAGCCUGUCUCAAAAAAAAAAAAAAAAAAAGAAAAAAAAAAAGAAAAAAGAAAACAGAAA